UUCGUGUAUCGCAUACUGUAUUAGGUCUUAUUUAUAAAAUAUAAAAUAAAAUAUAUAAUUGUUAUUACAAUGUCACCAGAAGAGAUUAUAGGAAAAUUUAAGCUAUUAGGCUUAAGUGAACAGAAAGCUAAAGAAACUACUAAAAAUAAUAAUGUUACAAAGUUCUUACUUGCCGCUCUUAAUGAGGUUGAUUUGACAAAAUUGCCUUCAGGAGCCGGGAUGUUGAUAUAUCACCUGGCCACUAAAAUUAAACCACAGAUUACCCAUAGGUUAAGCUUCGUAUGCAGUUAUAUAGUGAGUGGAAAACUCGAUUCGUCUUUACGAGUUGAUGCUGCAUUGGAAUACCUUUUAAGUAAUGUUAACGAAGAGAAAGUAGAUAUCGCAACAUUUGAAAAAUCAUGUGGGGUCGGAGUUGUAGUAACCCCUGAACAGAUCGAACAAAUUGUAGAGAAACAUAUGGCGAAACAUAAGCAAGAACUGUUGGCAAAACGAUACCGCUAUAACUCCGGUAUUAUUAUGCAGGCUGUUAGAGCGGAAUUACCAUGGGCUGAUGGGAAGGCAAUAAAGAAUGAAGUGGAUGUCCAGAUAUUGGACUUAUUGGGUCCUAAAACAGAAGCUGACCUAGCACCUCCUCCCAAAGUGGAAAAGAAAUCUAAAAUUAGUGACACAGCCAAGAAACCCAAAGAAGAGGAUAAGAAUGUUGUGGUAAAAUCACAAUCUAAUCUGGAUAUUGGAGGUGGAUCUAUUCUGGAAUUAAUGAAAAAGCUUCCAUUCCAUAGUCCGGGGGAAAAUUUUAAAUCAGAUGGAUAUGUAGUAACUCCUGACACAAGUAGAUUGCUCGAACAACAUCUUCAAAUAACUUCUGGGAAAGUGCGAACAAGGUUUCCACCAGAACCAAAUGGUAUAUUACAUAUUGGCCAUGCUAAAGCAAUAAAUAUUAACUUUGGAUAUGCUGCUGCUCACAAUGGUAUAUGUUUUCUAAGAUAUGAUGACACUAAUCCAGAAAAAGAGGAAGAGAAGUUCUUUGUUGGAAUCAAAGAUAUGGUAGAAUGGCUUGGUUACAAACCAUAUAAAAUCACCCAUUCUUCUGACUAUUUUGAUCAGUUAUAUGAGUGGGCUGUACAGUUAAUAAAAAAAGAUUUGGCUUAUGUUUGUCACCAAAAGUCUGAAGACAUCAAAGGCUUCAACCCACCACCAUCGCCAUGGAGAACUAGACCAGUUGAAGAGAGUUUGCAGCUAUUUGAAGACAUGAAAAACGGCAAAAUAGAUGAAGGUGAUGCUACAUUAAGAAUGAAAAUUACGCUUGAAGAAGGUAAACAGGACCCUGUGGCGUACAGAAUAAGGUUCAAACCUCAUCACCGAACUGGCAACAAGUGGUGUGUCUACCCUACUUAUGACUACACUCACUGCUUAUGUGAUAGCAUUGAACAUAUUACCCACUCAUUAUGUACCAAGGAAUUCCAAUCUAGAAGGUCAUCGUACUAUUGGUUAUGUAAUGCUCUCGGAAUUUACUGUCCAGUACAAUGGGAAUAUGGCCGUCUAAAUGUAAACUAUACUGUAGUGUCAAAGAGGAAAAUAUCAAAAUUAAUUGAUGAGGGAAUUGUCAAAGAUUGGGAUGAUCCUCGGCUAUACACUCUGACGGCACUGCGUCGGCGCGGUGUGCCGGCUACUGCCAUCAACGCGUUCUGUGCUUCACUGGGCGUCACGGGCGCGCUCGCAGCCGUCGAUCCCGCCGCGCUCGACGCUGCUACUAGGGACCUGCUCAACGUAACUGCGCCUAGGGUUAUGGUAAUUUUAGAACCAUUAAAAAUUAAGAUUACUAACUUCCCUAGUAAUGAGCCUAUUACUGUAAAUGUUCCUGAUUUCCCCAAUGAACCAGAGAAAGGGUCUCAUAAAGUAGCUUUCAGUAAAAUAGUAUAUAUCGAAGCUAAUGAUUUCAAAGAGAACCCGGAAAAAGGAUACCGUCGCCUCACACCUACACAAUCUGUGGGGCUCAGACAUGCUGGUUAUAUAUUAAAGGUGUCAAAUCUAAUCAAAAAUGAGUCAGGAAAAUUGAUCGAAAUAGAAUGUACAGCAGAGACCACUGAAACUGCGGAGAAACCGAAAGCAUUCAUUCAUUGGGUUUCUGAGCCUAUCAGUGUCGAAGUGCGGCUGUAUGAACCCUUGUUUAGACAUAAAAAUCCAGAAGAUCCCAAUGAAGUGCCUGGCGGUUUCAUCUCUGAUUGCCGUGAGGAUACACUAACAGUGGUUGAAGCUUACGCUGAUGUAUCUAUCAAAGGUGCGAAGAUCUACGACAAGUUUCAGUUUGAGAGGAUUGGUUUCUUCUCUGUUGAUUCUGAUACUUCAUCAAACAAUAUGGUCUUUAAUAGAACUGUUUCACUCAAGGAAGAUACAGGAAAAUAAAAUAUAUUUAUGGUUAUUAAUAUUUUGUAUUAUUUGUAUUAAAU
Achroia grisella is the source of this 2447-nucleotide messenger RNA. RefSeq names its product probable glutamine--tRNA ligase (gene GlnRS). Gene Ontology annotation, biological process: translation; glutaminyl-tRNA aminoacylation. Gene Ontology annotation, cellular component: cytoplasm; aminoacyl-tRNA synthetase multienzyme complex; cytosol. NCBI's taxonomy places the organism in Eukaryota, Metazoa, Arthropoda, Insecta, Lepidoptera, Pyralidae. The record is from RefSeq and is a predicted model, not a curated record. Gene Ontology annotation, molecular function: ATP binding; glutamine-tRNA ligase activity. The transcript has 12 exons. Bases 70 to 2403 code for a protein of 777 amino acids.